This is a messenger RNA of Ricinus communis (castor bean), 1831 nucleotides long. RefSeq names its product FHA domain-containing protein At4g14490. The record is from RefSeq and is a predicted model, not a curated record. The transcript has 2 exons. Gene Ontology annotation, molecular function: mRNA binding; protein binding. The coding region runs from base 116 to 1483 and encodes 455 amino acids. Lineage: Eukaryota; Viridiplantae; Streptophyta; Magnoliopsida; Malpighiales; Euphorbiaceae.
GUUUUAAAAGAACACAAAAAGCUCACUUUACCGCUCACAAUUUCAAAUUUUAUCCCACUUUCUUUUAUUUUACCCCAUUUCUCAUCCGGGAAACGUUAUUACGUUAAUCUCUGAAAUGGAACAUCAAUUUCUAAAACUAGUAGUCCUACAGGGCCCAAAAAAAGGUGAAACCUUCGAAUUCCCUUCAAAAUCCACAGUCAAAAUCGGCCGAGUAGUGCGAGGCAACAAUCUUCCGAUUAAGGACGACGGCAUCUCGUCAAAACACCUAGUAAUCGGACCCGAAUCACCAUCUUCGUGUAAAUGGAUAGUCCAAGACUUGGAUUCUUCCAAUGGAACCUCUCUUAAUUCCUUACUUCUCCCUCCCUUUACACCCUUCGUUCUCCACGACGGUGACACUCUGAAACUCGGCGCGGAGACUUCGAUACUCGUUCGGUUUCAAGAAUCUGAGGAGCCGUCUCAGCUGAGACGCUAUCCGAAGAGAAAAGUCAAAGAAUCGGUGAUUAAAGCAACUGAUGAGGAGACAAAGAAUAAUGUUAGAAGAGGGAGGCCGCCAAAAGCUAGGGUUUUGGAUGCUAAAGAAUUGGAGAAUGUGGAGAAACUGAAUGUUGGGGUUACACGAAAUAGAAAGAAUGAGGAUAAAACAGAAUCAGAACCAAUUGUGGUUAUUAAAAUUGAAGAGGAGGGGAGGGAAUUGGAGAGAGAGAAUGCUAUUAUGGAGAAACAACAGAGAAGAGGUAGGCCUAGAAAAGCUAGGGUUUUGGAGGAUAAAGAAUCGGAGAAUGUGGACCCCAAGGGGGAGGAAUUGGAAGGGAAGAAGGUGAAUUCUAGGGUUACAAGAAAAAUAAAAAAGAAGGAUUGUGUAGUUUCUGGGAAUCUGGAUGGUAAAAUGACGCGUAGGGGCAGGGGAAGGAGAAAAAAUGGACAAAAAUUAUCGCUGGAGAAUUUGGAUUUAGGGUUGAAUUCAAGAGAAGAUGUGAAAGAACAGAUUAUUGAAGCCGAUAUUAGCAGGUUGGAUUCAAGAGAAGAGGUGAACAAACAGGUUAAUGAAGUCAACAUUAAUGGAGAUGAGGAGGAGAAGAAAGAGGGUUCGGAUGAAGAAAUAGAGUGUGAAAAUGUUGAAUUUGGUAUUGUUGAAGAAAGUGUGCAUUUAGGGUUGGAUUCGAGAGAUGAGGAGAAAGAACUGCCUAAUGAAGUUGAUAUUUGCAGAGAUGAGGAAAUAAAAUGUGAUAAUGGGAGUAUAUUUGAACAGAGUGAUGGUAAGGUACACGUUAAUGAGUGUGAAAAGCUGGGGGAAGAGACAGAGACGGUAAGAAUGGAUUUGGAGAGGAUGACUUUAGGGCAGUGGUUUGAUUAUAUGGAGUAUUCACAUAAGCAGACAAGUCAGGCUAUUGAGGAGAUUAUUGAAGGAAUGAGAAUGAAAGCAGUGCAAGUUAAAAAGCAUAUAAUUGAGCAGAAGAAAGCCAAGGCUGUAGCUAUUGGUUAGAGAAGCAAUGACUUUGAUUCACUAAGGUGUUUUGAGCUUCAUAAACUGUUCAUAGUAGGGUGACAUAAAGAUGAAAUAGUUGUAGAAAUGAGAGAUGCUGCUAAAAGAUAAAGUAGAGUCAACCUGGAAUUUUCCACUAUGUUAAUAUUUGACUCUUUAUGUGCACAUCCUGGAAAUAUUUGCUGGUUAGAGCUGCAGCAGCCGCAGGAUAUAUUGUGUUGUUCAGCUCUGCAUUUUUUAAUGGGGCAGUGUAUGCCCUACGUCUAUGCUUUUGAAGUAUGGAAAUGUUGUCAAAAUUCUGAUUACUUUGUGAAUUGGAGAUUGUUGUGUCUAAAUAUUUUUCUUCUA